AUGAGGAGAGCAAUUCAAAAUUUCAAGAAAUUUGCAACUGAGUCUUGGGAGAGGUUUAAGGAGAUGAGAAAGAAAAGUCCACACCAUGGCAUUCAAAGUCGGGAUUUGAUGAUGGUAUUCUAUGGAGGGUUUCUUGACCAUUCAAGAGUUCUAGUUGAUGCUUCUUCGGGUGGCUCAAUCACAUUUUUGGAACCAAAUCAAGCCGAGGAACUACUGGAGAAGAUUGCUAUGAAUGGAUCAACUUGGUACUCGGAGAGAUCUUCACAAAAACCUAUAAGAGGCAUACAUGAAGUGGAGAAAAUUUUAGCCUUGUCAGCUAAGGUUGAUAAUGUUGCUUCCAUGGUCCAAAAGCUUGCUCAAAUCACUCUCCAAAAGCAAAAUGCGAGCUACAACAACAAUCCUUUCAACCUCAAGGGGCCUAUAAUUCAAAUUCCUCAAGAAACCACUCAGGUUUUCCAUGGAGAAAUCCAAUGGGGGGCUGCAAAUCCCCAACAUUUUGUCAAUAGAGGACCACCAGGUUUCCAAGGGCAACAAUUCCAAGGUAUGCAGUCUCAACCUAGACCUCCUUUACCCACUUUGGAAGCUCCCCCACAACCAGAUUUGGGAGCCAUGAUGAAUAUCCUGCUAAAAUCCCAAUUGAAAAGUGAAAAGAGACUCAAGCAAGUGACUGAGAGAUUGGAUCGACUAAGUGCUCACAACAAGAUGCUAGAAAAUCAACUUGCCAAUCAAGCCUCAACUUCUAGCACUAAAGACACUGGGAAGUUUCCAGCUUGCACCGAGAACCCAAUAGAACAAGUCAAUGCCAUUGUCACAAGGAGUGGGAAGAUUGUUGAUGUGGAGAUUGAGGAGAAUCUUGAAGAGGAAGAAGCGGGGCAAGAUUCUUUGAAGUCAAAUCAACAAGUCAUGAUAAGUUUGAAAGUUUCUAUUCCUUUACUUGACUUGCUUUCUCAAGUUCCUUCUUAUGGAAAAUUUUUGAGGGAUAUUCUUACUAAGAAGAGGAAAUUUGGGGAUCAUGAGAUGAUUGAUAUGGCUCAAGAGUACCGGGCCUUGUCUCGAGCCAGUGUUAAUGUCAUGCCAUUAUCUCUUUGCCAAAAGUUGAAAUUGGGAAAUCCACAACCGGUCAAUCUCACGUUGACAUUUGCAGAUCAAUCUACUACAAGCCUCAAUGGAAUUCUUGAAGAUGUCCCAGUCCGGGUAGACAAGUAUUUUGUGCCUUGUGAUUUCAUUGUGAUAGCUGGUCAAGAGAAUCCUAAUACUCCCAUCAUUUUGGGAAGGCCUUUCUUGGCUACAACUGGAGCAAUAAUUGAUGCGAGAAAGGGAUCCAUGAUCUUUGAUUUUGGAGAGGAGGAAGUGGAAUUUGAUGUUCUUGAUGAGUCAAAGUCUCAAAAAGUUGAGAAUUGUUCUAGGUUAAAUGCAAGUCCUUGGUGCAUGUUGAUUCUAGUUUUAUGA
Ipomoea nil (Japanese morning glory) is the source of this 1449-nucleotide messenger RNA. RefSeq lists its product as uncharacterized. The transcript is spliced from 5 exons. NCBI's taxonomy places the organism in Eukaryota, Viridiplantae, Streptophyta, Magnoliopsida, Solanales, Convolvulaceae. The record is from RefSeq and is a predicted model, not a curated record. Bases 1 to 1449 code for a protein of 482 amino acids.